AUGCGGGUAGAGGCUCUCUUGGUAUGUGCCGCCCUCUUUGGCGGUACCACUGUGCUGGGCCAAGUAACACCACAAGCGAACAUCAAGUUCAUUACUCCACCGAAUAUCCAAGAAGGCGAACAUGAUAUGAGGGAUAAUCCGGUUCAUGAAGAAGGCAGUCUGCUUCCAAUCACCUGGUCACCAGCACCCGAGGGAACGAGAAUCAGUCUGACCCUCUUUCAACACAACACCACCGACGGCGGGUCUAUUGGCGACUUUGAAUACAUCACACAGGGCACUGUCGGGAUUACACGGCACCCAUGGAUCGUGGCCACAACCAAAGACCUGAAGGACUCGGACGUCUUCAGAAUCAUCUUGUUCAUCGAGGGAGAAACAGGAGGCCACACCGGCACCGAGUUCUUCAACAUCACCCGAAAGAAAACCACAACAACAACAACAACAACCACAUCCACCACCACCCUGCCCACGUCCAUCGACAAAGACGACGAAUCCAACAGCUCCUCCACAUCCGCCAAAUCAACCCCAACCGACACAGAAAACAGCAAUAACUCCGCCCAAACAACCAACCGCUCAGAAGACAUCACAUCCUCCUCCUCCGGGCUCUCUACCGGCGCCGCAGCAGGAAUCGGCAUCGGCGCAACCGGUGCCGUGAUCCUCCUCGCAGGAGCAGCAUUCUACUUCUUCUUCUUCAAACCCCGCCAAGAAAAGAAACAAGCCGCUCUUCUCGCCGCGAGCGGUGUUGGUGGUGCAGGGUUCCCAUCACCAGGAGUGACACCGCAUCAGCAUUACUCCCAGGUGCCGAGCCAGCCUGGGCCGCCGUCGAUGUACUCGGGUUAUGCGGGGAUUCCACCGUCUGUGUCGCCUGGUCCGCCGGGGAUGACGGAGUACAAGCCGCCGAAUUAUUACGGGGGGCAAAUACCGCCGCAGCCGCCAAGUGAGAUGAGUGGUGAUUGGAGGGGGCAGCCGCAUGAGAUGGCGGCGGGGCAGAUGGCGAGUUAUGAGUUGCCGGGGCAUCAGCAGAGGUAA
This is a messenger RNA of Podospora anserina S mat+, 1026 nucleotides long. RefSeq lists its product as uncharacterized. The transcript has 2 exons. Lineage: Eukaryota; Fungi; Ascomycota; Sordariomycetes; Sordariales; Podosporaceae. The record is from RefSeq and is a predicted model, not a curated record. Bases 1 to 1026 code for a protein of 341 amino acids.